Molecule: messenger RNA, 731 nt
Organism: Sesamum indicum (sesame)
Lineage: Eukaryota; Viridiplantae; Streptophyta; Magnoliopsida; Lamiales; Pedaliaceae
Product: ecotropic viral integration site protein
Source: RefSeq, a predicted model, not a curated record
AACGCCCAGCUCUUUGGGCUACUCUCCGAUCUCCUCCAACAGGUGGAAUCAUUAACCAAUCAAGAAGAAGUUGAGUUGCGUGCCAAGAUUGAAACCCUGGGGUUGGAGGUCAGGAAACUUCCUUCGAAAUCUGCUCAACAUCUGAAUGAGAUGGAGAUAGCAAAGGAAUUGGACAAAUUAUCUGCAAAGCUUGAUGACGUCGAUGAGCUAAUAUCCUCAACAAUGGCUGAAGACCCACAGGUCAGGACUCUUUUAAGCACUACAGCCGAUGUCUGGAUGCCAGUUAUUACUGCGACUUCUGAUGAAAGGCGUAAUUUUACCUCUGUGGCUGGAGAAAACUGCCUAGAUGUCAAAGGGAAAGGCUCUCAGAAGCAAUAGUUUUAGAAAUAUGGUAAAGAUUUUUAUGCACUCUUCUAGCCUAUGCACCAGAUGAGCAACUCAUGUCAGAUUUGUUAUAAAGGGAAACUAUGAUGGUGCUGAGCAUUACUUUGGGGAAGUGGGUGUCAAUUGUGGCACCGUUCAUCCUUGGGCGAUAUUAAAGUGUAUCAACUCUCAUAGUGCAUUGUAUUGAUAAGGAGAACCGACCUGUAGGUCUAAGUUAUGAUUGUGUGGUUAAAUUUUUUUGUCACGUACGAGUCUUUAGUGUCCAGUUCUUGAAUAAUACUUGCUGUUUCUUCAAUCUUUUAACCUUUCUCAAGAAAGGCAAAAUAAAUAUGUUCAAAUGCUGUUUC